Molecule: messenger RNA, 1485 nt
Organism: Didymodactylos carnosus
Lineage: Eukaryota; Metazoa; Rotifera; Eurotatoria; Philodinida; Philodinidae
Source: the annotation of a GenBank genome assembly
AUGGUAACAAGAAAGAGAGUCGAAUCGGACGGAUGGGACGAGGCCAGAUUGUACUGGCUAACGACUCAUAACGUUCUUAACCAUCAACAGUCAAAUGAACAUAAUAUAUAUGGGUCUGUUGAUGGAAAUUUAUUGCGUUUUAUCAAAUAUCCCCUUCAACUUUAUCAAACCAGAAGUACAUGUACUCGACAAGACUGUCCAAAACGUGAACGUACUGCUAGAAGUACUGAACUAACCCUUGGAUGUUGGGAAACUUUUAUUUCAAAAUUUACACAUGAAACAUCGUCGUCUUGUGGUUGGAUCAAAUUAUUAAAUGAAGUACCGUACAAAGAAGCAGCCCGACUUGGAUAUAAAAAAGAUACAAUAAAAAUUAUGAACGUUGAUACCAGAAAAAUGGAAGAGGAUCUAUUGAUAAUAUAUCACAACCGAUUAAAUCUUUUAUAUGUUGAUCCAUUAGAUGUCAAAACUAUUAUUAAAACUGUCUUUGAUCUGGCUAAAUUUGAUUUUGAAAUAUCGAUUUAUGCUUCGAUGCCUCUAAUUGAAGUUGUUACACAACUUCUCUGUUUUCAACAAUUAGUGUUUAUUCCAUCUUCACUGUAUCAAGUAACAUCACCAGAUGAAAUUGGACGUUUAGUAGGAACAAAUUUUUUUGGUUUACCGAGAGUUAAUCAUGUAUUUUCAGUUUAUGAAAUAUUAUCAAUUCCAUUUAAACACCAUUCAAAAUUUAUUCAGUUAGACUUUAUAUUUCAAACCAAUACACUGUGGCCGGUACAUCUUACAUUUUUCGUAACAUUUUCUCUUCGCAACAGUCAUAUACCUCAUACGUUAAUAGGCAAACCAUUAAUCAAUGCUAAUAACUCAAUUGUUGUACAAAAUGGUACGUCAUCAACAAUCGAUGCUGAUAUUUUUGAUAUCGAAAAACAUCUCAAUGAUUCAUCUGUACCACGUUUGAAUUACAUUGAUGCGAACAUGGAUGAUAUUAUGGAUGUUGUUAAUCGUGUACUACCACCUAUGCAGCCACCUUAUAUUUCUACCAUAAGACAAAGUCUUUUAUCACCAUUUUCGUAUGUUCUGCCAGCAUCCCUUGUUAUUGUAUUAAUCUGUAUUUUCAUUAUCUAUUGCAUGCGCAAACAUAAUUGUAAACGCCCAGGUGAUACUGGAGGUCGAAAUACAGUCAUCCUCCCACAAAAUCCUCAGCAACCAUCAGAUGAACUUCUAAAUGAUUUCUACAAACAAAUGAUAGAGAAAAACAAAAAGACAAUGUCAGUUGAUUACAUUGAGAUGUAUCCUUGUACGAUACAAGGAUUGGAUAAAGCUCCAUUGGAUAGAGCUCCACGAGUUCUACCGGGCACAGAUAAAAUUUAUGAUGGCACAGUUGUCAGUGCGAAUGUUUUGUUAAAAUGUGAAGUUUCGUGUAUUUUGUCCGUGGGAAAAACUGGUACUUUGUUGUUUAAAACUUUUUGGGAUAAUACACAUGAAAGCUGA